AUACAUCCAGGAGAAGUAUUGUGUAUUUUAUGUUUGUUUGAUACAGUGUUGUCGUUUGCUCCUGGGAUGGUAACACUUGUGUCUACUAGCUAGUUGUCGGAGAACAGAGGAAGUUUUGGCCUCACCUCCUGAAACUGGAUUUUGAGGGUUCAGCGAUGGAUUUUCACCAAUAACUUUUCCUUACUUUACAGUGUUCAUAUACUUGAUUCACUGUAUAGCUCUGCAGCAUGUUUCAUCGCCAUGGGAUGACUGGUUAGUGGAACUGUGGCUGUCAGUAAUUUUGCUGAAAUGUCCUGCAGGGUGGAAAUAUCUUACUAACUGAUAGCACCCACAGUUGCAACAACUGUUUCAUAUCAGCGCAGUUACACAGCCAUGGGCUUCUUUUCGCCUCUGUACAAGAUUUUGCGGAGGGGGAAAUAUUUUGUACUGCUCCUUCUUUUGCUCUCAGUGCUCGCAUGGAUCACAACUUUUUCAGGCGAAACAGUGAAACCUGGCCGGGUUUUCUCCGCCACACCACAAACUCCUGACAAAGGAGACAGUCUGAGGGAUAAACUUAACACUUGGACAGAGGCACCCGAUCUCUUGAAUACUCCACCCCCGAAAGUAGAAUGCCCUCAAGAGUCACCAUUGCUACAGGGAGCUCUGAAGCUGUCCUUUGAAUCCUCUCUGAAACUGAAGGAUGUGGUGAGUGACAACAAAGGAGUGACUGAAGGCGAGUACGAGCCCUCAGACUGUACAGCGAGGCAGAGUGUAGCAAUCCUCAUCCCUCAUCGCAGCAGAGAGAGACACCUCCUGUACCUGUUGCACCACCUGCACCCCUUUCUGCAGAGGCAGCAGCUACACUACGCCAUUUAUGUCAUCCAGCAGGCUGGCGAUGCAACUUUUAACCGUGCCAAGUUACUCAAUGUCGGGUAUUUGGAGGCACUGAAGGACUAUAGUUGGGAGUGCUUCAUCUUCCAUGAUGUGGACCUGGUUCCUGAAAACGAUCACAACUUAUAUGUCUGUGACAAGCAGCCCAAACACUUGGUGGUUGGCCGGAACGCCACAGGAUACAAGCUGCGUUACAAAGGCUACUUUGGAGGAGUAACAGCUAUGACCAAAGAGCAGUUUCUUCAAGUGAAUGGAUUCUCAAACACUUACUGGGGUUGGGGCGGAGAAGAUGACGACCUUCGCAUCAGAGUUGAGCUGCAGAAAAUGAAGAUUGUGCGGCCACCCGCUGAUGUAGCUCGCUACACCAUGGUGUUUCACAAACGCGACAGUGGCAAUGAAAUAAACAAAGACAGGAUGAGAUUGUUAGGACGAACACCGCAGGUAUGGAGAAAGGAUGGACUGAACAGCUGCUCAUAUAAGACUAUGUCGGUAGAGAGGCUCCCUCUUUAUGUGAAUGUUACUGUGGACAUUGGUAAGCCAUAGAGUUUAGAUUUUAAACAGUAAGCCUUGCUGUGACUACAAAAUAUUUUUAUAUGGUAUGUUUAGGCCAUUGAGUGUAGAAAAGCUACUACUAUUUUUGCAUACUUUCUGCCUUAAUUUCUUCAUAUUGUGACCAGCCUGUACAAAAAUUAAACAGUUUUUUUUCUUUGAAGUAAUGAUUGGCCUUGGUCAAAUAAAGAAGUUGCUGACAUCCAGCUGCCAGACUUCGAUUAAUUUAUGCAUAUGCCUCAUUAUUUGGCCUACAUUAUAUGGUACAGCAUAAAACAUGCUAAUAUUAUAUAAAAAACAUGCACACAUCGACAAUGGUUAUUUUGUGUGCUUCAUUCUGUUGCAAUGACUUUUUCUUUAGCCCCUACACACAAGCGGGGCAGCACCUUUUAAUAUUUCUAGUAGUACAUAGCAUGUAGUGACCUCACAUAUUUCCCAGAAGUCUAAUCAGAUAGCAGAUAACUGAGAACACCCCUUCGGUGUGCAGAGCCUUGAAGAUUAAGUGAAUGUUUAGGUUUGAUUCAAGGCUGCUUGGACUCUUCAAGGCAAUGAAAUGUUUGAUAGCUUACUAGACUUGUUUCAUUGACACUGACAUGUUCACAUCACAAACGUAGAAGUAGAAGAUCUGAUUUAAGUAGAUCUGUUCAUUAGAGUAAUAAAAAAAGCAAUAAUUGAUUUUGGAUUCGUUGAUGGCAGACUGACAAAACAAACUAACAGCAACAGAUAUGAUAUACUAUUAGCUCAUCAGUUUAUAGCAAACUAAUGCCUACCCAUUACAGUACCUAUAAAAACAAAUAAGUAAUAUUUCCCCUUUAGACUACAGUGGAUGUAAUCAGAUCAAUAAAAAAAAAAAUUAAUAUCCAUUUUUUUUAGGUCAGAUGCAUCUAUAUCUGCAGGAUCCAGCCGUUGGUUAGUCAGUUUUUUUAACGAGACGACCACAGACAUAAAGCCAACAAUAUAAAGGAUUCUGGUGUUUGUUGAUGGAGGACAAUGUAAAUAAUAUUCGUGAAAUCCUAGUAAUCUUAAAUUGCUCAUUUUCGGAGGUCUUCUCAUCUAAAACUUGCCGGUAAUAUUACUGCUCUGUAUCAUAAAAUGAGUGAAUU
Sander lucioperca (pikeperch) is the source of this 2522-nucleotide messenger RNA. RefSeq names its product UDP-Gal:betaGlcNAc beta 1,4- galactosyltransferase, polypeptide 4 (gene b4galt4). Gene Ontology annotation, molecular function: glycosyltransferase activity. The transcript has 7 exons. Gene Ontology annotation, biological process: carbohydrate metabolic process. Bases 373 to 1413 code for a protein of 346 amino acids. The record is from RefSeq and is a predicted model, not a curated record. Lineage: Eukaryota; Metazoa; Chordata; Actinopteri; Perciformes; Percidae.